Planococcus citri (citrus mealybug) is the source of this 1763-nucleotide messenger RNA. It is a transcript of the gene T3dh, whose product is annotated as Type III alcohol dehydrogenase. The record is from RefSeq and is a predicted model, not a curated record. Gene Ontology annotation, cellular component: mitochondrion. Gene Ontology annotation, molecular function: alcohol dehydrogenase (NAD+) activity; metal ion binding. The transcript has 10 exons. The coding region runs from base 172 to 1584 and encodes 470 amino acids. Lineage: Eukaryota; Metazoa; Arthropoda; Insecta; Hemiptera; Pseudococcidae.
UUUUUUUUUUACGAAUGAUGCGUUCAGAAAUGAUACUCUGACGCGAUAAAUUAACAGAAAAAAACAGAUUACAUAACUGUAAAAUUAUAACGAGAUAUGGUAUAAGCAAUCUCAUCACAGUUGGUUUCAAUUCUAUAGAAAUUAGUUCGUGUUUUUCGUUGUGUUUUCAAAAUGAGAUCCAGGGUGUUGAAUUUGAUGGAAGUCGUGUCCUCUGCAUCAUGCAGAUGUCCGGCCCAUUCUUCGCCAGGUUCGCUUCGAAGUACGUUAACGAAAGGCUACACUUCUACGUUGAAUUCGAGCACUGAUAAGGAGUAUGCUUUUGAAAUGGCCUGUUCUACCAUUCGAUAUGGUCUCGAUGUAACCAAAGAAAUAGGCAUGGAUAUGGUGAACAUGAACGUAAAGAAAGUCUGCGUGAUGACCGAUCCUUACUUAAGCUCGUUGAAACCGGUCAAAGUUACUCUUGAUUCUCUAUCCAAAAAUGGAAUCGAAUUCGAACUAUAUGAUAAAGUUCGAGUCGAACCGACCGAUGAAAGUUUAGAAGAAGCCACCAAGUACGUCAGAUCCAUACAGUUCGAUGCUUUCAUAGCAGUAGGAGGAGGAUCAGUGAUGGAUACUGCCAAAGCAGCUAAUUUAUACUCUUGCGAUCCAGAUGCACCUUUGUUGAAAUACGUCAAUGCUCCGAUCGGCGACGGAACUCCGAUAACCAUACCUCUGAAACCAUUAUACGCCAUACCUACAACUUCUGGAACCGGUAGCGAGACUACAGGAGUUAGUAUCUUUGAUUAUAAACCGUUAAAAGCGAAGACUGGUAUAGCUCAUAGAUCACUUAGGCCUACGAUGGGUAUAGUUGAUCCUUUACAUACGUUAUCACUUCCUGAACGUGUGACUGCCUUCAGUGGAUUUGAUGUAUUUUGUCACGCGAUUGAAUCUUUCACAGCUAUUCCCUAUACUGAGAGGACUCCCAGACCUGUUAAUCCCAUUUAUAGACCGGCCUAUCAAGGAAGUAAUCCUGUCUCCGAUGUUUGGGCUGUGUUCGCGUUGAAUGUGAUUAGAAAGUAUUUUAAAAGAGCUGUUUAUAAUGCUGAUGAUAUAGAAGCAAGAUCAAAUAUGCAUUUAGCUUCUACGAUGGCUGGAGUAGGGUUCGGUAACGCUGGAGUUCAUCUGUGCCACGGAUUGUCUUACCCUUUGUCUGGAAAUGUUAAGAAAUUCAUCCCAGAAGGAUACAGCAAAGAUCAUCCGAUUAUUCCCCAUGGACUAUCAGUCGUGAUGUCAGCCCCAGCUGUGUUUGAGUUUUGUGCUUCCGCAUGUCCUGAACGUCAUUUAGAAGCUGCCAAGUUACUUGGAGCAGAUGUCACCAAUGCUAAAAAACAAGACGCAGGCAAGAUAUUAGCGGAUAUUAUACGUCAGUAUAUGUUGGAUAUGAAAAUAGAAAACGGUAUCGGCGCGUUGGGAUACACAAAAGAUGAUAUUCCUGGAUUGGUUCAAGGAACUUUGCCUCAACAUCGAAUUACCAAAUUGGCCCCAAGGCCCCAGUCAGAAGAAGAUCUCAGUUUAUUAUUCGAAAAUUCGCUCACAGUGUAUUAAAUUUAUUACGAUGAUAUUAUAGGUAGGUACCUAAGCAUGUAUGCAUAUUUUUUAAACGAGUAAUUUUUUUAAUCGUACAAAAUAUUGUGGUUACCAAUUUUUAUUAUGCAAAUAUUUUACUAUCGGUUAUGGAAAAUACAAUCGUGUUUGUUAAAAUAAUAAAGUAUUCGAUAUUACAA